Molecule: messenger RNA, 1101 nt
Organism: Symbiodinium natans
Lineage: Eukaryota; Dinophyceae; Suessiales; Symbiodiniaceae
Source: the annotation of a GenBank genome assembly
AUGGAUUCGAGCGUUCUGGACGCCAUGUAUUUUGGUAUCCCGGUCCUGGCUGCGAAGUCGGAGCUCUUGGAGGACGGGGUGGAUGGCUACACCUACGAUGCCUCCGAGCUGAGUCGGGACAGUCGGGGUGACCAGAUCCGAUCGAUGCUGGUGAAGAUCCUGCAGUCUUCGCAGACGCGGCUGUCUAUCGGCAUGGCGGGCCUGCAGACGGCCCUGACGCGUUUCGCGGGCCGCGCGGCGGUGGUCCGGGUGAAACAUCUCAUCAACAGGGUGAAGUUCCAGGGAGAGUCAGGCAGAGAGGGCGGGCCGGGCGGGGGCUUUCGGGUGGGUCUUUUCAUCCAGCUGCACGACCCGUUGCAAUGGCGCACCAUCCAGCACUGCGUGGCAAAUGUAUUGAGUGCACAAGCAAAGCCGCGCACGGUGGACGUAUUCCUCGCAACAACUCAGCCAGUCUCAACGCUGGACGCAGUGGUUGGUAAUUUGACAUCGCCAGUUUUGCAGCAUGUCAUCGCUGCACAAGUUGCGAACAAGGGGGCUGAUAUGGGUAUUUUCAUGCAGCAGUUGCAACUGAAUCGGGAGCUAGCGCUGGACUUUGACAUCUUGCUGAAGCUGCACUCCAAGAAAAGAGAUGACUGGAGACAGCUAAUGGUGGGCUCCCUGUGUGGGACAGUGAGAGUGGUGAAACGUGCUCUGAAGGCCUUCCAGAAAGACCAGAACCUGGGCUUGCUGGGCCCCCACAACUUGACCUGGCAAUACGGCCAGGCCAACCUCGAGGAGUUUGUGGCCUUUGAUCUGGCGCCUUUUGGCUUUGACUCGGAUGCGGAGCGGGAGAUCGAGAUCACUUGGAGCGUGCUGCAGUCUAAGCUGGGGCAGGAACGCCUGGAAAAGAAGUCCUGGCGUAUUGUGGCGGGCUCCUUCUACUGGAUGCGCAAUGGACUCUCCGCCUGGGAGGACAAGAUCUUGCCCAUGGCGCCCAAACUUCUGAGCCUCAUGGGCGAGUACUACAACGGGUGUCAUGACCCCUCCUGCGCGCUGGCCUUGGGCUUGGAACGGAUUGUGCCAACCAUGAUAGCUUUGACCAGCCGUGUUUCAUCACAGUGA